AUGAAAGUAAUUUUUCUGCUGUUUAACCCUUGGGGACUUAAAGGGUUAAAAUUGAAAUAUGACAUUUCAAAAUUCAUGAAAUUGAUAAAAAUGAUUUGUGGUCUAUUAGUAAAACAAUCUAUUGAUUCAUCUGUAUUGAUUCGUGCUCUAUCUCUUUGUUAUAUAUUUUUAAUUGGUUAUUUUGUGGCAUUCUAUUAUUAUCCAUUAUAUAGUCCAUUAGGUUUAUUUACAAUUUUUCUUGCCAUAUUUCAUUUAAGUGAAUAUAUAGCCGUUGCUCUAUGGUCAAAAGAAACAUUAACAUUAGAAUCAUUCUUAUUAAAUCAUUCUAUUGAAUAUCAUGCAGCUAUUGCCAGUUCAUAUGUUGAAUAUAUUCUUGAAAUAAAACUAUUUUCAAUAGAAUUAAAAUUUAGUCAAUUAGCUUUUAUUAUUCGUCUUGUUGGUUUAUUAAUGAUAUUUAGUGGUGAAUUUUUACGUAAAUUAUCGAUUUAUACGGCACAUAAAUAUUUUUCUCAUUUAAUUAAGUCAAAUGUUAAACGUGAAGAACAUCGAUUAAUUACAUAUGGUAUCUAUAAUUAUUUUCGUCAUCCAUCUUAUGUUGGCUGGUAUUUUUGGGCAGUUGGUACACAAAUUUAUUUAUGUAAUCCAAUUUGUACAAUUAUUUAUAUUAUAGCAGCAUGGCAUUUUUUUAAUCAACGAAUUAAAUAUGAAGAAUAUACAUUGAUAAGAUGUUUUGGAUAUGAUUAUAUCAAUUAUCAAGAACGUGUACCCGUUGGCAUACCAUUUAUUCGUGGUUUUGAUUUUAAACAUAAUAGGCUUUUCAUUAUUAUUAUUAUUGAUUAUGGCGUUGCUUCAAGGAAUUCGAGAGUGGUACUAUUAGCUUUUCUAGCAUCAAUUGGAUUUACAUUCCUCAUCUUGGGUUGUGCCCUAUCAGGAUAUAAUUGGUGGGGUACAUUUGUGAUUAUUUUUUAUGUUCUUUGUCCAAUACCAUUGUCGAUUGGUCGACAAUGUGCGAAUAAUUAUGAUAGAGAAUCGUCUCCCUGCAUGGAUUUAAUGUGGUUUUUAACAACUAUUAUAAUCGUAUCAGCAUUUGGUUUACCAGCUGUAUUAUGUAGAACACAAGUGGUAGGUGUCUAG
Molecule: messenger RNA, 1134 nt
Organism: Didymodactylos carnosus
Lineage: Eukaryota; Metazoa; Rotifera; Eurotatoria; Philodinida; Philodinidae
Source: the annotation of a GenBank genome assembly